Calypte anna (Anna's hummingbird) is the source of this 4146-nucleotide messenger RNA. It is a transcript of the gene DBR1, whose product is annotated as debranching RNA lariats 1. The record is from RefSeq and is a predicted model, not a curated record. Lineage: Eukaryota; Metazoa; Chordata; Aves; Apodiformes; Trochilidae. Gene Ontology annotation, molecular function: RNA lariat debranching enzyme activity. Gene Ontology annotation, biological process: mRNA splicing, via spliceosome. The coding region runs from base 176 to 1789 and encodes 537 amino acids. The transcript is spliced from 8 exons. Gene Ontology annotation, cellular component: nucleus.
AGGAGCAGGAGCAGCAGGAGCAGGAGCAGCAGGAGCAGGAGCAGCAGGAGCAGCAGGAGCAGCAGCAGGAGCAGGAGCAGGAGCAGGAGCAGGAGCAGGAGCAGCAGCAGCAGCAGCAGCAGCAGCAGCAGCAGCAGCAGCAGCAGCAGCAGCAGCAGCAGCAGCAGCAGCAGCGAUGAAGGUGGCGGUGGCGGGGUGCUGCCAUGGCGCUCUGGACAAGAUGUACGAGACGCUGGAGCUGCUGCAGCGGCGGCACAACGUGUGGCCCGACCUACUGCUUUGCUGCGGCGACUUCCAGGCCGUGCGGAACGAGGCGGACCUGCGCUGCAUGGCCGUGCCCGCCAAGUACCGACACAUGCAGACCUUCUACCGGUAUUACUCCGGAGAGAAGAAGGCCCCGGUCCUCACGGUGUUCAUCGGCGGGAACCACGAGGCGUCCAACCACCUGCAGGAGCUGCCCUACGGCGGGUGGGUGGCCCCCAACAUCUACUAUCUCGGUUACGCCGGCGUGGUGCGGUUCCGCGGCGUGAGGAUCGGCGGCAUCUCGGGCAUCUUCAAGUCUCACGACUACCGUAAAGGCCACUUUGAGUGCCCACCAUACAACCAGCAAACAAUCCGAAGCGCUUACCAUGUGCGGAAUAUCGAAGUCUUCAAACUCAAGCAGCUGAAGCAUCCCAUUGAUAUAUUUAUGUCACAUGACUGGCCAAGGAGCAUAUAUCACUAUGGAAACAAGAAACAGCUGCUUAAAAUGAAGUCUUUCUUCCGUCAAGAGGUGGAAAGCAACACAUUAGGAAGCCCUGCAGCUUCAGAGCUUCUGCAGCACCUGAAACCCACCUACUGGUUCUCAGCACAUCUUCAUGUUAAAUUUGCAGCUUUCAUGCAACACCAGACAAACUCCAAAGAAGAGCUACCAAAAGCAACCAAGUUUUUGGCUCUGGAUAAAUGCCUGCCACACAGAGACUUUUUGCAGAUCAUAGAUGUAGAACAUGAUCCCAGUGCAGGUGGCUCACUGGAGUAUGACGCUGAGUGGAUUGCAGUCCUCAAGGCCACCAACAGCCUCAUUAAUGUCACUCAGAGCUCCUGGAAUAUGCCUGAGAACAAUGGCCUCCAUGCAAAGUGGGAUUACAGCGUGACAGAAGAAGCCAUCAAAGAGGUGUUGGAAGAGCUGAAUCAUAACCUCACCAUUCCUUGUAACUUCACAUUGACAGCUGCUUGUUAUGAUCCCAGCAAGCCCCAAAAACAGGUGAAACCAGUUCAUACCAUCAAUCCACAGACCACUGAGUUUUGUGCGCAGUUUGGCCUCACUGACAUCAAUGACAGGAUCCAGCAAGCUAAAGAGGAGAGCUCGGGACGAGGUGAAUAUGAGGAGGAGGAAGAGGAAAUGGACAGUACUGGGUCAGCAGAGGAACCCAGUGACUAUAACACAGAUAACUCUGGACUUUCAUCCAUUAAUCCAGAUGAAAUAAUGCUGGAUGACGAAGGUGGGGACGAAGAUUUGAGUACAUGUUCCGUAGAUCCUUCCCCUGAUCAUCCCCCUGACUUUUCUGCAAGUUUUUCUGACAUCCGGAUCAUGCCGGAUUCCAUGGCGGUAUCGUCUGACGAUGCUACGGACUCCAAUAAUGAGGAAGUGGAAAAAUCUGGCCUGAGCAAGCAGGCAGAAGAGAAGAGUUUAAAUGAGAGACCAUUAAAGCGCAUUGGGGGUGAUGAAAAUGGCAACAGUGGUGUUAAAAAAAUUAAGAGAAGGAAUCAAGCGAUCUAUGCUGCAGAGGAUGACGAUAAAACAGAAUAAUACUUUCUAUCAUGCAUUAAUAAGUUCUCUCCCUACCUUUCUGUGAGGUGAGAACUCUGGCGAACUGCUUGUGCUUUUAAUGCUGUUUGAUCUUAUUCAUGUUACUUAAGCUGAAGAGGCUGAAUGUACCUCAUGCAGAGAAGAAUAUUUAUCUGGAGUCAGAAUAUUUAUUCUGAGUCAGAAGAAGACUUUUCCAACAAAGUACUUUGUUAAAGGAUUUAAAGCUUGUGUAUAAUCAGUUAAUUUUGCUUCAGUUCUUGGUUAUUAAUGUAUAGUGCAGAUCUUCAGCUGUACUGCUCAACAGAAUUCAACAGGCUUGUUUGACAAGAACUGUUAAACCAUAAGUCAAAGUGAGAGGAUGUCUGGCUUAUAAGACUGAAUUGUUUUAUUUUAUUGCUUUUUGUCUUGUUUUAUACUGAACUUUUAAUACAAAGUGUAGCAUAUCUAGGAACUCUGUGAGCUUGGAAAUAGAAUUCCCAUGAUAGCAAAACAGCAAUAGAAGAGUGAAAAUUUUUGUUUCUGGUGAUAUUUACGCCAUAGAAAAACUUCAUGGUUGUAAAACUUCAUGUAUUGGCUUUUAAUUACAGUUUAGAUAGGGAAUGAAGUCUCUAAGUUUUAGGGGCCCAUGGAGAAGCACGUCUGUUUUUAACAACUCACUUGUCUGCUGUUUCUUAAAACUUGAGAACCAUGUCUUAAAGUUAAAAUUCAGGUAGGCAGGAUGAAUACCUUCCUAAAAGUGGGCAUCGUCACUGUCUCAAUUCUUACUAGUUAAGGCUGUGUUGUAUUUUCAUAUAAGGGGAUUGAACUUGGUAAGUUGCUUGAGGUAAAAUGCCUGCUGUUAUCUUUAGCUUAAGUUUUCUCCUGCCACUUUUUUUCAUUUGUGUGUAACUUACAGAUUUCUUAAAACUGGAUUUGGGAUCUUCCAAAGUACCUUCAUAAAACUCAGCUGAGAGAGAGCAUUAACUUCCAGAAUAUAGAUCUUCUUGGAAGCUGGAAGUUUUCUUUUUACUAUCAUAGUUUGCCCUGAAUUAUUAGCAAACAAAUUGUGUUUCAUUGACCUAAAUGGUUGUGAGGGUAACAAACAUAAUAAAUUCAUGAAAAUGACAGUGCAAGAACAUUUUCUAGAACAUGUGCCAUUAGACUUGUUGGUCUUGCAGUCAAGUUCUGCUGACAUUCUGUGCUGAGCUUUCAGAGUCCAUCCAGACUGGGACUUCCUCAAGACUGUGCUGCCCUAGAGAGCAGAGGUAGCUCCUGUGAGAUUUUAUUCUUCAAGACACAGGCAAUGUGGUGGAGAAAGCAUCCUGACAGGAUGCUGGACAGCAAACUGGACAGAGUGAAACAGCUGAGUGUGAGCCACAUAAUGGAGAAACACUUUAUAGUCAAGACUGCAGUCUUUAAAAUCACAUCCACAUUCUGGGAUUCUUCUUGGUUCCUCUCCCGGCAGCAGUUCACUUAGAAAACUAAAUGCAGAUACUUAUUCAAGUUUUACAAAAUUAAUGUUCCCCACAGUUCUGAUUAGCAGCUUCAGUAGUGGGGUUGCUGCCAUUAAUAUUAUUUUGUUUGUUUUUUUCCCAAAGGAUGCUAUCUUGCUUACUAAAUGAUGAGUUGGGUCCUUAGUACUGCUCCUGUAUCUCUCCAUGCCUCCUGAUCAGUCCAAACACCCACCACAGAGAACUGUGGUAAGAUGUGAGGAAAAAUGAAGUCAUUUGGUGUAACCCUCAGGUUAUCUGAAGUAGCUUCCAACUAUCAGAUUACUGAAAGUAGUUGAGAAUCUUUAAGGGUUUUGGGUAUGCAGUGCUCAAAUCUUAAUCUUGCCUCUUGAUCUGAAGACUGUAAUGGAAAUAAAGUAUUUUUUGGUUUAUGAACUUCAUCUCCCAAGAAAUCUGAGCCAUGGUAUUUAGCUGCCAGGUGAUCUGUAAACUGGAGCAGAAGAGGUAGGUUACAUGUAAUAGACUUUUUAGUCUGAUUUCAUAUGGUUUUAAAGCAAACAGUUCUGUUGUGUGUUUUCACACGUCUCCCCCUUUCUGAUAAACGUGUUUUGGUAUUCUAGUAAGCAGGAUACUGCGGCAAGAUGGAAUACUAACUUUUGAGUCUUUAAACUUUUUCAGCACUACAGAACUGAGUGCAGUUAUUAAAAUACAACUUACUCAAUAUUCUUUUGAGUAGAGCACCAUGCCUGAUCUCUAUAGAGUUGCUGUGCCCUUUAUUGCAGUUGUUCACCCCCAUUUGCAGUUUGAAGUGUCCUCUACUGUGCUCCCAUCCCAUUAGGGAUUUUCUCUUUGAGAUUGGUCCUCUGCUGCUUGUAGAAUCCAAUUGAAGCUCUAAACUAGAAGCUUCUUCAGUGAAGACUAAAUACU